Molecule: messenger RNA, 1632 nt
Organism: Danio aesculapii
Lineage: Eukaryota; Metazoa; Chordata; Actinopteri; Cypriniformes; Danionidae
Gene: arpc5b
Product: actin related protein 2/3 complex, subunit 5B
Exons: 4
Coding region: 141-593 (150 amino acids)
Biological process (GO): cell migration; regulation of actin filament polymerization; Arp2/3 complex-mediated actin nucleation
Cellular component (GO): cytoplasm; Arp2/3 protein complex; actin cytoskeleton
Molecular function (GO): actin filament binding
Source: RefSeq, a predicted model, not a curated record
GGAAGUGAAGGAAUCCAUCAUUGACGGCCAGACUGAGGUUGCAGGAACCGCCAGUCUCGUUCAGCGCACAGGAUUGUUAGAUGGUGUUGAUGCAAAAGCGCUUAGUUUAACUUCAAACGGGGGAAUCAUCUACCAUCAUCAUGUCAAAGAACACGGUGUCCGAUCGUUUCAGGAAAGUGGACGUGGAUGAGUACGACGAGAACAAGUUUGUGGACGAAGAAGAAGGAGGAGAAAACCAGCUGGGUCCAGAUGAGGCAGAGGUGGAUUCUCUCAUCAGACAAGGGAACCUCAUGGGUGCUCUACAGGCAGUAUUAAAAAACCCACCGAUCAAUACAAAGAAUCAAAACGUCAAGGAUCGAGCUGAAGGUCUGGUGCUGAAGGUGCUCAGCUCAUUCAAAAGUACUGACAUAGAGAAAGGAGUUCAGUCUUUGGAUAAAAAUGGAGUUGACCUGCUCAUGAAAUACAUCUACAAGGGGUUUGAGCGGCCGUCCGAAAACAGCAGCGCCGUCCUACUGCAGUGGCAUGAAAAGGCUCUUUCUGCGGGUGGAGUGGGCUGCAUCGUGAGGGUCCUAACAGCCAGAAAAACAGUGUAAACUGUACGCGGUUUGCACAAUGCACUCAAAACAAAAACCCAGCAGUGAAAAAAACCUGCUGAGACACUCAGAACAAAGCGAUGACUUUCCACAGGGUACUUAAGACGACCUCUCAUAUGAUUUCAAUGCGUUUUCUGUCAUAUCAUUCUUCACUCACAGUCAAAACUCAUUAUCAUGUCAUCGGUUGUAUGUUAUACUUACCGUAGCUUCUCUCAGGAACACUUUUCUAUGCUAUUAUAUAUUGCAUUCAGCAAUCUGAAUACAAUGGACUGGUUAGAGUUUUAUAAAAGCCUUGCUUAAGUUUAUUAUAACCUUUUAUUACUACUACUAAUUUACUUAGUGAGAAACGGCCAUGUAACCUCAGUUAUUUUAUUCUGCAUCAUGUGUGAAUGGCUUGAAAUGAACAGCCACACAGGGUGGUGGGUUUUACUGGCACCACGUCUGUCAGCAUCAACAGUCGGAUUAUGAAUAAUACUCUCUGGUGCAUUAAACCUUCCCAUCACUGAUCCCUUCUCGUUUGUUCUAAAUCGCAGGACGUUAUGCCAUAGUAUUUAUUUUUUUUCCAUAACCAAAGCGCAUUAGCUCCUAUACUCAUAUAAGUCACAUUUCCCAUCUUACUGUACUACACUUCAUCUGAAACAGCUGUUUGAUUCUCUUGGCUAAUCGGGACUUUCACUAAUGCUGUUAUAAAGUAUUAAUGUCCUGUCUUAAUGUAUCUGUGUCAGCAUUCCAAAGCACUUAAUGCAGUGGACCAUUGCUAUUGUAUGUGUGUCAGAAUGUAUAUGUCUGUAUGGAUGCGUUUGGAAGCCAAUCAUGUUGAAUACUAUUACUGCCUCAAAGCAGAUCAUCACUGAUACAGUCUGAUCUGAGACAUAACGUCUGAUCACAGGGACCUGCCUUUACAAUGCAGUAAUACAGAACGCAAACACUCAAUAAUAAACCAAACCGGUAUGAUGACUGCCUUACAAAAAUAUUCCUUUUUUUAUGUUUGUGCUUUUGUGAUCGAAUAAUAAAAUAUUCAAUAUAUAUGCACACCUAA